This is a messenger RNA of Pelobates cultripes (western spadefoot toad), 2598 nucleotides long. Lineage: Eukaryota; Metazoa; Chordata; Amphibia; Anura; Pelobatidae. The record is from the annotation of a GenBank genome assembly.
AUGGAUUCCUCCCUAAGAAAAGACCAAAAGUUAGGGCCACUAGCUCCACUUCCCAUUUCUCUAUUACAGGGUAGCACCUUUUCAUCUUUGCCAGAUUUAGCAAAUGGAUCUCAUCAACCAAACCAUUACCAGUCCACAAAAAUCCUGGGGAGUUCUAGUGGCCAUUCAGAGAGUGAAAGUGGAAUUGCAAGCGGAGGAGAAGGAGUGACUGCGGCAAAUUCAGAGGGAUGCUUAUCAUUGGAUGGGGAGGGAAUGCAAAGUGGUCAAGGGCAAGUCGAGGACAUACAGCAAAUAGAUACUGAUGCUCCACCAGCUCCGUAUUCCAGAUCAAAGCAUCAUUACCCUUUUGCAUUAUAUGAUUGCUCCCUAUUGCAAGCAGAGAAACUUAAACAGAUGACUCUAGGAAAAACACAAAGGUCCAUUCCAGGCUUUUAUUUUUCAAGGACACCUGGUCAAAUUGGUAUGAACAGGACUAUGCUUCCUGUUAGCUCUGAAGACCAUAGCCCAGAAGAUAACGUUGACUUUCAAGACCUAAUUGAGGUACUGAGCCCUCAGAAUUCUUCUCACAACUCUUCUUCUUUGGAAUCCCUCUCAGUGACUUGUGAAGUGCUGGAAGCAGAGCCUACAGCACUGAGGCGCAGUGUAUCUCUGGAGAGUUGGCCAGCCUCUUACAAAAGCAAUGAAGACUUGUUCAGUCAACAGGGCUCUGCAGAUAUCACUCCUGGGAGUGAGCCCAGAGAAGAGCUGAGCAAACGUACAUUAGACUUACUGAAAAGGUUGGAAGAUAUUGAAUGUCCAGCUGAGCAGAAGAUGAAACGUAGUCUAUCUGAUGACAUUACCCUAAGGAGUGGCUCUCAUGAGACAUCUCUGCCAGGGAUCCGCUCUCAAGCGGAGAAAGUGAAAUCAGAAAAUGAAGAUCUUGGCUCUGAACUAACAGAGUUGAGCAGCAGUGAGGAGCUAUCGCUAAAGUCAGAAGAUCUUGUAGUACUAAAAGGCAGACUGAUGGAUUCCAAUGCUAGCUUUCGCAAGCACUUGAGUCGUUCUCUAGCUGGGGAUGAAAGAGAGGCAAAUCUCAGUAUGAUUGUGAAUGUAUCAUGUACUUCAGCCUGCACAGAUGAAGAAGAUGACAGUGACCUUCUGUCUAGCUCUACACUAACCUUAACAGAAGAGGAAGAAGAAGAAGAGGAGGAACUUGACGAACUCAAUAGAAGUCUUGGAAGUGAAGACGAAACUGGGGAUGGUAUAGGACUUCCCUUAGGGUCCGAUUUUAUCAGGCGUGAGCUGCAAGCAUGGAUUAGACCUACCUAUUUGUUGCCCAGAGAAAGAAGAAAAAUGAAUAGAGUAGUACAGGACAUAACAGGAACACCAAAAGUUGACAAGAUCUGGAAGAGUUCACUGAACAGAGAACAAGAAAAUAAUGGAAAUGAGAAAUAUGCAAAUGAGGAAGAUACAAGUAAAUGUUUGACAAAUGAAGAAGAGACUGUAAAUAACUCAAGUCAUCAAGUUGAUGACUUGGAAAAUGGAAAUGUUAACAAUAGACUGAGCGCCAUGAAGGACAAUGUAAGUACAGUAAACCACCCUGUAAAGAAAAAAAAUGGACCUUAUCCAUGGUUAUCAAUAACCAAGACCGAGAAACUCCACCCUCCCAGCAUGCCCGCUUUGGCAUAUCAUAAACCCCGUGAACUUGGACCCACCUGCAAUCAGAAGAGCAAUAUGCGAAUAACAUGUGAUGCUGUUGCAGAUGUAGACAUGCCAGAUAAUAGUUGCAUGACAUCUGAAAAAACCAAACCAGAGCCUUGUCACCAGCUAACAGAAGAAACACCGGAGUCAUCUUGUUCAUGCCAUGGUUCUACUAAUGAGAGGACAAACAGUCCAGACUGCACAGUACACGAGUUUGUGAAGGAGAUUCUGGACAUGACAUCAACUGCACUUCAUGGGUCACCUCCAAAGGAUGGGCUGAGUAGUGGCACAGGAGCACAAAUCAGAGAGAAGGUAUUGGAACAUUCCCGCAGGCAGCUGGAGAGAGGAGACUUUUACUCUUACCUGUCCAUUUCUUCCCAUGACAGUGACUGUGGGGAGCUUAAUGGACCUGUCCGUGCUACUACACCGGAGAUACUAGCACAAGAUGAUAGAGAGUUUGAGAGCAUGUUUGAAGGCUGCACACAAGACAAGGAAGAAGAGCAAAUAGCUGACACAUUUACUGAUCUCAAAGGGUCUUCCAAUGUGGCUACCACACCACAGCUUGCACCAAGUUUCCCACUGAAAACCACCUCUACUGUCUUCAAGAAUCCACAGAGCAGAGCCCAAUCCUCAGGACAACAAACCACAACAAGGGCAUCUGUCCGAAAAUUCCAGGGUCACUCAGAAGGCAAUAAAAAAAGUAGUAGUACCAAGCUUUCCAGCAAGAUAUUCCCUGCAACUCAAGAGAUGUGUUCAGAACCACAGCAGAAAUGUCCUGUUAAGCCUACAGCUUCUAGCCUCCCAGUUCUGCACAAGAGAGUGCGUGACCAGAGGUCGAUGACAGCAGGCAGCUCCUCAAUAGGCAGAGGUCAACAUAAGGUUGGUAUUAUAUUGUCCCUCUUCAGUUUUCUAGUCUGA